Molecule: messenger RNA, 837 nt
Organism: Coprinopsis cinerea okayama7#130
Lineage: Eukaryota; Fungi; Basidiomycota; Agaricomycetes; Agaricales; Psathyrellaceae
Exons: 3
Coding region: 1-837 (278 amino acids)
Source: RefSeq, a predicted model, not a curated record
AUGUCUAUCAAAGCUUUGAAAGCUAAGGCUCUCGAACACCUCGUUUCAGGGGGUAAGGUGCUAGGAGUCGGAAGGAAUGAAGAACCUGCCAGUGGUUCAACCAUGGGCUCUAUAUCGAGUAAAAAACUGCUGAGGAACGAGCUGUGGUCUCUUAUAUCGUGGAAAGGUGCACCUACAUGGUUUAUUACACUCUCCCCCGCGGACGGGCGUCACCCUCUAUGCUUGUAUUAUGCAGGCUCUCGAGUCGCCUUCGACGAUAAGAUUUUACCUUCUUCUAUUCGAGACCAGCUAGUCCUAUCAAAUCCGGUAGCUGCCGCCAGAUUCUUUGACUUCAUAGUCCGAAUGUUCAUCAAACACGUACUCGGUGUAGGUUCUCAUACUUCAACGGGGCUAUACGGUAAGACAUCCGCAUAUUAUGGAACCGUAGAGCAGCAAGGUAGACUCACCCUUCAUCUUCACAUGCUUAUUUGGAUAUGCGGUAGUCUGUCACCCGGUGAAAUUCGAAACAGGCUUCUCAGUAAAGACAGUGAAUUCCAAAAAGCUUUGAUAGAUUAUUUGGAAGGGUGUCAUCAAGGGGAGUUAUUUCAGGGACCUCUAGAAGUGAUUAAAGAACACCUACCUGCCAUGCCAUCAGGAGACAGUGACGGUAUUCACUUUGUGCGCAAGGGUAAAUCCAGCAAGGCCUUGGAGGGGUAUGAGGACCCUACGUUAACGCGACCCGUCCCUCCUCCUAGAACCCUACAACCUCUACAUGAACCGAUUUGUAAUGAAGGUACCCUUACGAGAAAAAGGACACUAACACCGGAGACAUACAAGUUCAAAGGAAGGCUUGUCUAG